Messenger RNA from Amaranthus tricolor (Joseph's coat), 594 nucleotides. RefSeq lists its product as uncharacterized. Bases 1 to 594 code for a protein of 197 amino acids. The transcript is spliced from 2 exons. NCBI's taxonomy places the organism in Eukaryota, Viridiplantae, Streptophyta, Magnoliopsida, Caryophyllales, Amaranthaceae. The record is from RefSeq and is a predicted model, not a curated record.
AUGUCUCAAUGUAAUCAUGUUGCUACUCCUGUUGCUACCUCCGGCAAACUUUGUGCUAAUGCUGGUUCUUCUUGUGAAGAUCCUACCUUGUAUCGUAGCCUAGCUAGUGCUUUGCAGUAUCUUACUUUCACCCGCCCAGAUAUUUCAUAUGCUGUUCAGCAAGUUUGCCUUUAUAUGCAUGAUCCUCGCAUUGAACAUAUGGCUGCUAUUCACCGCAUUCUUCGCUAUGUCAAGGGUACUCUUCACUAUGGUCUGCAGUUAUAUCGUUCUAAUAUUUCGACUCUUUUGUCCUAUACCGAUGCUGAUUGGGGUGGCUGUCCUGACACUCGCCGCUCCACUUCUGGUUACUGUAUUUUUCUGGGUGAUAAUUUAAUUUCCUGGUCCGCUAAACGACAACCUACUGUUUCCAAGUCUAGUGCUGAAGCUGAAUAUCGUGGUGUUGCUAAUGUUAUUUCUGAAACUUGCUGGAUUCACAAUUUACUUCUUGAGCUGCACUGUCCUAUUACCACAGCUACCCUUGUCUAUUGCGACAAUGUUAGUGCCGUCUAUUUAGCUGGUUUUUUCCUGCUCGAUGGCAACAAAAAUCUCGUCUGA